Molecule: messenger RNA, 1257 nt
Organism: Lachancea thermotolerans CBS 6340
Lineage: Eukaryota; Fungi; Ascomycota; Saccharomycetes; Saccharomycetales; Saccharomycetaceae
Gene: NVJ3
Product: Nvj3p
Exons: 1
Coding region: 1-1257 (418 amino acids)
Source: RefSeq, a predicted model, not a curated record
AUGCCUGCUAUCCUAUACAAUGCCAAUUCAAGCUUGGUUUCGAGGUUCCACCGCAAGGUGAAGAGUCGAGGGGAUCAAAGCCUGAACGAGCCCGGCAAGACAAGGUUUCUAUCAGCUUUUGAGAAAGAUACCCUGGAGUACCUCCGAGAAUUGUGCUGCUCGGUGUACCCUAAACAAAUACACGUACAAUUGGAAGCUUGCGACGGUGCCAAGCUGGCGGCCCAUGCUUUUUUUGCACUGGUUUUCAAGAAUUUCGUUUGUUCGUGGUUUGGACCCAAGAUCCCGUCGACGGACCCUGAGUUCCUGUGCGAGUUAUACUUCAUCAUCGAUCGCCUGCUCAGCCACUUUGAAGAGCAUACGAUUGAAUGGGAGCUGUUGCUGCUCGACGAUAUACCUCUGUUGCUAACCCAACACCUACGUGCUGUACGACGCGCUGAGCGAGACAAUUGGUGCGAUGAGGCUCGGGCAAAGGCACUGCUCGACCCGGACUACGACCGCGAUCGUGUUUCUAAUUACAUAUGCUCACUUUUAGAGAGCGAGUCUCAGCUACAGAAAACAUUCAUGCGGUCCCUUUUCGAAGAUCUGUUGUGCGACAGAAUCUUGCAUAGCAUUGCUGACCCUUCACUAGUGCUCGAAUUAGUAAACAAGGUCGCAAGGUCAUUGGCGCGCCCAGCUUCAGCGCUUCCGAAAGCGCCAAAUGAGAAAAAUUCACAGAGUUGGCGCCAGAGGUUGGCGUCGUUCAGGGCCUCUGCGAGCUCAGAAAGUAAUCAGCAGCCCCCCACAAAUUCCAAGCCAUUCCUCCACCGAUACGUUUUUACUUUCGUAAAAUGCUUCACUGCCUUCGAACGGCGCAAACCGCUUCUCUAUGCAUUCUGCAAAUACUGUCAGGCGUUGACGGCACGACGAUCGCUAGUCAACAGGACCCUACGCAAUUUGUUCUAUAACUUCGUGAGAACAAAGCUGGUGAGUGUUUCGCGAGUGUCCGAUCUUUUCUUGACGCUACGCCAUGCUGUCUUCCCCAAUGACACCACAAUGGGCCCUCCCCGCGUGCCCCUGGAUGACGAGCAGAAGAACUGGUUGCGAUUAGAGGGCGAAGAAAACAUUCUAAAAUUUCUGGAGCGCUUGAAGUUCACAUCUAUUUUUGGGCUCGAGCGCGAAGAUGUUCGCAGUUUUGUCAUGGCCAUCAGUUUGGAUCAGGAGAUGAAUGCGCUCCUCCUUGAAAGAUUAAUGGCUUGCUUCAUCGCACACGCAUCUUAA